GGCUGAGUGGUUUGCUCCUUCCCCUCUCUCUGGGAGGCUGAGCAGGCCAUGGGCGUCACACCUGUUAUUGCUGCCUCUGAUUUGUGUGACACUGAGAAGCCCACAGACCUGUCCCUCCAACUGGGUGGACCCUCUCUGUGUGCAUUUGGUGCGUGAGCCGGCUCUGAGAAGGGUUCAGAAGCCACCGGAGGUUCCCGGGGACCUCAGUUUCCAUGCCAUCGCUGCCUCACUCCCACAGGGUGAUGUUGGACUCGGUGACACACAGCACCUUCCUGCCUAACGCAUCCUUCUGCGAUCCCCUGAUGUCGUGGACUGAUCUGUUCAGCAAUGAAGAGUAUUACCCCACCUUUGAGCAUCAGACAGCCUGUGACUCGUACUGGACGUCAGUCCACCCUGAAUACUGGACUAAGCGCCAUGUGUGGGAGUGGCUUCAGUUCUGCUGCGAUCAGUACAAGCUGGACACCAAUUGCAUCUCCUUCUGCCACUUCAACGUCAGCGGCCUGCAGCUGUGCAGCAUGACGCAGGAGGAGUUCGUCGAGGCGGCCGGCCUCUGCGGGGAGUACCUGUACUUCAUCCUUCAGAACAUCCGCACACAAGGUUACUCCUUUUUUAAUGACGCUGAAGAGAGCAAGGCCACCAUCAAAGACUAUGCCGAUUCCAACUGCUUGAAAACAAGUGGCCUCAAAAGUCAAGACUGUCACAGUCAUAGUAGAACAAGCCUCCAAAGUUCUCAUCUAUGGGAAUUUGUGCGAGAUCUACUUCUAUCUCCUGAAGAAAACUGUGGAAUUCUGGAAUGGGAAGAUAGGGAACAAGGAAUUUUUCGGGUGGUUAAAUCAGAAGCCCUGGCAAAGAUGUGGGGACAAAGGAAGAAAAAUGACAGAAUGACAUAUGAAAAGUUGAGCAGAGCCCUGAGAUACUACUAUAAAACGGGAAUUUUGGAGCGGGUCGACCGAAGGUUAGUGUACAAAUUUGGAAAAAAUGCACACGGGUGGCAGGAAGACAAGCUAUGAUCUGCUCCAGGCAUCCAGCUCAUUUUACGGAUUUCUGUCCUUUAAAACAAUCAGAUUUCCAUAGACUUUGGAAAGGCUUCUUUUUCUUUUCUUUUCUUUUUUUUUACUUGCAAACGUGCUGAUAAAAUUUCUCCACAUCUCAGCUUACAUUUGGAUUCAGAGUUGCUGUCUACCAGCGGGUGACAGUGGCAACUCGUAAGAAAUCCUUUCUUCCCCGUAAGGGGAUGAGGGGAUGAUCUUUUGUGGUGCCUUGAUCAAACAUUAUUUUCCUAGAGUUGUGGAACAGUGACAGCCAAUGCCAUUGGUGCUGAUCAGAGAAAAAUGAUUCAAUGCUGCCAUUGGAGACACAUCCAAUACUCCCAUCCCAAAGGUUCAAAAGUUUUCAAAUAGGUAACUGUGGCAGCUCACCAAAGGCAGGGGAAAGCAUGAUUAGUUUGCAGGUUAUGGUAGGAGAGGGUGAGAUAUAAUGCAUACAUACUUUAGAUUUUAAAUUAUUAUAGCCAAAAAUCCAUAGAAAAU
This is a messenger RNA of Saimiri boliviensis boliviensis (Bolivian squirrel monkey), 1529 nucleotides long. RefSeq names its product E74 like ETS transcription factor 5 (gene ELF5). NCBI's taxonomy places the organism in Eukaryota, Metazoa, Chordata, Mammalia, Primates, Cebidae. Gene Ontology annotation, biological process: regulation of transcription by RNA polymerase II; cell differentiation. The record is from RefSeq and is a predicted model, not a curated record. Gene Ontology annotation, molecular function: sequence-specific DNA binding; DNA-binding transcription factor activity, RNA polymerase II-specific. Gene Ontology annotation, cellular component: nucleus.